This is a messenger RNA of Olea europaea var. sylvestris, 5193 nucleotides long. RefSeq lists its product as uncharacterized. Gene Ontology annotation, molecular function: protein binding. Bases 109 to 4953 code for a protein of 1614 amino acids. NCBI's taxonomy places the organism in Eukaryota, Viridiplantae, Streptophyta, Magnoliopsida, Lamiales, Oleaceae. The record is from RefSeq and is a predicted model, not a curated record. The transcript is spliced from 9 exons.
CGUGCCCCAGGGGAGCGAUGGGUUGAUUCUGGAAAUAGAGAAAGCAGUCAGGAUCAACGUAGCAAAUGGAGCACUCGCUGGGGGCCUGACGGCAAAGAGAUAGACACUAUGCGUGAGAAGUGGGGGGAGUCUAACAAGGAAUCUGACAUGCUGCUUGAUAAAGGGCCAUUUCAUCCUCCGUACCAUGGGAAGGAUGAGAAGGAUGUGGACCACUAUCGACCAUGGAGACCUAACACUUCAUACAGACGAGGCAGAGGGGAGCCUCUGCACCAGGCUUUGACCCCAAACAAACAGGUUUCUACAUUUGUGCAUGGUCGCGGACGUGGAGAAAAUCCUGCUCCAACCUUUCCUCUUGUUAGGGGAAGGAUUAGCUCUGGAGGUAGCUCUGUCACCAAUAUUUAUAUUCCCCCACAGCCAGUUGGAUCUUUUUCAGAAAAGGUUGAAAGUGGCCAUGGAGAGCAAUCUGCAUUAAGAUACAGCCGAAUAAAAUUGCUUAAUAUGUACAGGAUAACUGAUAUGAGAUCCUUUGCAAAACUUUUAGGGGAGGUUGAUCAAGUACCUUCCCUCACUCUGGAAGAACCUUUAGAACCUCUAGCUUUUUGCACCCCCACUCCUGAAGAAUUGGUUGUCUUGAAGGGAAUUGACAAUGGAGAAAUCAUGAGUAGUGGCGCUCCACAGAUCACUAAAGAAGGAUCUUUUGGUCGAACAACUGAUUCUGUGCAGACAAAAGGAAGCAGGAUUGGCAUUAGAAAUGAUUUGCCCCUUGCUCUUGAUGAUCCUAAAAGUGAAAAUAUGGAUGAUGUAAAAGGUGGUUAUUUAAAUUAUUCAGAAAGUUUGUCCCAAGAGAGGCAUAUGUAUUCUUGGCCAAAUGCGAAAGUGGAGACAAUGCAGGAUUGUCAGGCAUCUGCUUAUCACAAGUUGAAUCCUGAAGCUCUGGAAGAAGAAAGUGCUUCUUAUAGGCAGAAUGAAGAUUCGGACACCACUAGAGAAUCAAGCUCGCCAAAAAAUUCUUCAAUGCUUCAUGUGGGUUCUUGGAGAUCAUCUUUCCCAGAGCGUUCCAAGUCAACUAUUCAUGAUUCGAGAGAGACAUCUACAGAAGUGCACGGUGUAUGUGAGAAAAAAUUGGCUGAUUCAACAAAUGCCGAAAGAGGAGGACUCAAAUGGUCGAUAGGUGAUGAUUCUAUUAUGAGAAGGCAAGCAUCUGCAGUGUUUGACAGGGAACUGGAAUCAUGCAAGAAUUCUCAGUCAUCUCCGGAGGACCUGAUUCUUUACUAUAAGGACCCACAAGGUGAAAUUCAAGGUCCUUUUGCUGGAAGCGAUAUAAUUGGAUGGUUUGAGGCUGGAUAUUUUGGCAUAGAGUUGCAAGUGCGCCUGGCUAGUGCACCGUUUGACUCCCCAUUCUAUUUACUUGGGGAUGUGAUGCCCCACUUGCGCGCCAAAGCUCGACCACCUCCUGGAUUUAGUACACCUAAGCCUAAUGAAAUUCAAGAUGCAUCUGGUAUGUUGAACCACGACAGCCUUGGGAAGCUUCACUCAGCUUCAAGUGAGGCUGAUGUGAUAAAGAAUGAGCCAAGAUAUGUGCAUGGUCAGAAAACGGAGGCUGAGAACAGGUUUUUGGAGUCACUGAUGUCUGGCAGUGCAAUUAGUGCGCCCCUUGAGAAGUUUGCUCUCGCUGAAGAUAUGCAUGGAUACAUGGGGAUCAAUUCAAAUGCAUUACCUUCUGCGGGAGCUGGUAGUGGGGAUGACGCUUAUCUGUUGGCAAAAAAGAUGUCACUGGAGAGGCAGAGAUCUCUGACGAAUCCCUAUUCAUAUUGGCCUGGAAGAGAUUUAGCUUCCCAUUCGGCAAAGACAGAUGUUGUAAAUGACUCCUUACUGGCACAUUCGAAUCUUAACUCAUCAAUUUUAGAUAAUGCUUGUGCACAGCAUAGUUCUCAGAAUGUUGACUUAAUGUCUAUACUUCAAGGCUUGCCAGACAGAUCUACAAAUAAUGUCAACAAUGGAACUAGUGGUUGGUUGAAUUUUCCAGUUCAAGGGGGGUUGGACCCACAUCAGGAUAAGUCGGAUAUGCAUCCUGGUCAGAAUUUCCCUCCCCAAGCUGCAUCGGGAACACAACAGCAGAGGCCACAGUCGCAGAGUUCAUUGUUGACAAAUUUAUUAGACCAAUCUCUUAAUAAUCCUUCCAGCAUCUUAACACCAGAAAAGCUACUAUCUUGUGGUCUUUCCGAAGAUCCACAACUGUUAAGUUUGUUGCAACAGCCAUAUUUGUUGCAGCCGCACUCCCAGGCCCCAGUUGCAUCACAGCAGCUGUCACUUAUGGAUAAACUGUUGUUGCUUAAGCAUCAGCAACAACAGGAGGAGCAGGAACGUUUAGUGCGCCAGCAGCAACUAUUGCUUUCACAUUUGCUAUCAGAGCAUCAACCCUACCAAAGGCUUGCCGAGUCACCAUUUGUGCAAUUGCAAACUUCUGGUCUGGCAGCUGGAAAUGCUUCUAGGGAUCAUGCUCAGUUUCAACAAUCUCAUGAAUUGUUUCAUACUGGUUCUGAGAAAGCUUCCACUCCCAAUUUGAAAGAUGAAAGUGCUUCUAAUAUAAUUUUACCUUCUAAUGUUUCCCAGGAUAACAACACGAAUGUUGGUUCUGAAUCCCCUUCUAUGCAUCUGUCUCAUCAAAUUUUUGGGAAUACUGUCCAUCCAGGGAAAUUGGAAGCCUCUUUGCCAGAACAAGUUAUUAACAUUCAGGGGAAGGGUUUUCCAAUGACAACAGCUGUCACUGAUACUUUUCCCCAAUCAGAAAUGGCAAAUAGAUAUCCAUUGGAGCAGAAAUUACAUAAUGAUCAAACCAUCAGAGUUGCAUCAUCUGCUGAUGUUCAAAGUUUUCCACCUGGGGAACAUUUGGUAAAAUCAGAUGCACUGCAAUUGGCAGGAGGUUGGGAUAAUAAGUUGUUGGUUUCUGAAAAGGCAAAUGAAGUUGUAGUGCCUCCAACCACAGCAUUGGAGCCCCAAGAUGUAGGAGAAAAUCAAAAAGAUGAUUUCCUUGGGGUGAAGGAAACCAAAAAGGCUGAAACACAGGAGGUGAAAAAGUCUUCUGCCAAGAAGUCAAAAAAGCAGAAAGCUUUGAAGGCCCAAUCAUCUGACUCAGCAAAGGGAGUCUCUAAGACUCAGAAGGCAGAAUCGUCAGAAUUUGAGGGUACAAAAAUUGAUAACGCAGCAUCUGAGAUGCAAAAUGUUCAAGGAGAGAGGAAAACUGAUAAAGUUACUUCUGAUGGUAUUGAUGUUUCGCUGGACCAAAACUCGUUGCCUGCACAUGUGUUUGCUGAUGAUGGUGAGGCUUCCAAGAAUAGGGAUCAACCAGGACAAAUUGCGUUGCAGUUCAAUACACAAGUAAAUACUGGACAAAGAGCCUGGAAGCCUACUCCUGAUUUCAAGCCAAAAUCAUUAUCAGAAAUUCAACAGGAGGAGCAGCGGAGAGCACAAGCGGAAAUGGCAGUUUCUCAGGUCUCAACAUCUCUAAGCUCCAUCAGUGUCUCCACUCCUUGGGCAGGGAUUGUUGCGAAUUCUGAUCACAGGGCACUUGGUGAAACACUACGAGAUUCUGCCAACGCUGAUUUAAUUUUGGGAAAAUCUGAGAGUUCCACAAACCACCAAUUACAUGAUAUAUUUUGGGAAACUAAUGUGACCAAGUCAAGUGAAAAAGAGAUGCAGAUUUCUGAUUCUGCAUCUAGUCUAGCUCCAGUAUCUCUUACGCUUUCUAAAAUUGAUUCAGUGAACGAUGAUAACUUUAUUGAGGCUAAAGAUGCUAAAAAGAGUCGUAAAAAAUCUGCUAAAGCCAAAGGUACGUGUGCUGAAGUCUCGGUGCCUGCUGCUUCACCUGAUUUCUCUGCUGGAUCAAAUUUCAUUGACAAAGGUAAUCGUUCUCAUCAGCUACAGCAGAGGGAAAUUUUACCUGCAGUUCCCUCUGGCCCUUCUUUAGGGGAUUUUGUCAUCUGGAAGGGAGAGUCAACAAAUCCAUCCCCUGCUCCUGCCUGGUCCACUGACUCCAUGAAGCUUCAGAAGCCAACAUCAUUGAGGGACAUACUUGAGGAACAACAAAGAACUGUUUCUUUCGGACCUCAGGGAACUCCAAUGCUGAUACCUCAGAAACCUGCCAUAAACCAAUCUGCCCGUGGGGCUGGUCCUUCAUCUUCAUUAUCUUCGUCAUCUUCUGCCAAAGCUGCAUCCUCUGCCCAAAACAACUCUUCAGCUUCUUCUCACGAAAAGCAUAAAAUUGAUGAUGAUCUGUUCUGGGGCCCAUUAGAGCAACCUAACCAUGAGGCAAAGCAGUCAGAUUUUCCUCGACUUGGAAGCCAAGGCAGUCAGGGAAGCAAAAGUACCCCAAUCAAAGGAACUCCUGGAAGGUCAUUGAAUCGGCAGAAGUCUAAUGGUGGUAGGCCUGGGGAGUAUUCAGUUUCAUCAUCAUCACCUGCCUCUGCUCAAUCGUUGGGAGGGAAGAACGCCUUGACUAAGCAUUCUGAGGCAAUGGACUUCAAGGAAUGGUGUGAGAGCGAGUGCUUCAGACUUCUUGGGUCAAAAGAUACAAGUUUCUUGGAAUUUUGUAUAAAGCAAUCAAGGGCGGAAGCUGAAAUUCUUCUAAUAGAAAACCUCGGCACCUUUGAUCCCAACCGUGAGUUCAUUGACAAGUUUCUAAAUUACAAAGAUUUUCUUUCUACGGAUGUUAUUGAUAUCGCCUUUAAAGCACGGAAUGACCGAAAAGCCACUGCCUCGGUUGUGGGAGAUAUGACUUCCGACUAUGUUGGCACCGGGGGCUCCAACCAUGGUGGUGUAGAUUCUACUGAUGGGAACCCGAAAGGAGGCAAAAAGAAGGGGAAGAAAGGGAAGAAGGUAAGCCCAUCAGUGCUUCAAUUCAACGUAGUUAGUAACCGAAUAAUGAUGGGGGAAAUUCAGACAAUUGAUGAUUAGGUAUUUAGUGGGAAAUUGUAAAUAUUUUCUACUAAGAUUGUUGCUUUCUAACCGAGGAUUUUUUUUAUUCCUCCUCGUAGCAACUGCUGCAGUCAAUUUGAUCUGCUAGAGCAAUUUUGUCAAGUUGCCGUAAAUGUAGGUCUUGUUAUGCUGACUGAAGCAUUUGAGUUUGAGCGAUGAUUCACGUACAUUUGAGUUUUAACUGAAAUAUGGAGGUAGUUUUCUUUAGGGUUGGAUUCA